Messenger RNA from Brenthis ino (lesser marbled fritillary), 4536 nucleotides. The record is from the annotation of a GenBank genome assembly. Lineage: Eukaryota; Metazoa; Arthropoda; Insecta; Lepidoptera; Nymphalidae.
AUGAAGUCCUUCAAGUUAAUAGUUCAUCAGUCCAGUUUUAGCUCGGAAGAUCUUAUUAUAAAUCUUAAAGACUAUCCAGGAUUAAAAGAAAAAGAUAUAGUUGAAAUCUAUCAUCCAGAAAAUGACUAUCCACGAUUACUUUUACAAGUUACUAAGGUAGAUGCUCCAGGACGAGGGAGAGACACCAUCAGUGUAGAGCAAAGCAUUGCUACCACCUUCCAACUGCGAACAUUUGCUGAUGUGUAUGUUAAUAUUGUAAAUGUGGCAGAUGUGGCCUUAGAUUCUGUAGAAUUGACUUUUAAAGACCAAUACUUGGGCAGAUCUGAAAUGUGGAGACUGAAGAAUCAUUUAGUAAGCACAUGUGUAUAUCUUAACAAGAAAAUAGAAUAUUGUAGCAGUGCAGUAAGAUGUCAGGUGUAUGAAAUGUGGUCUCAAGGUGAUAGAGUGGCUUGUGGUGUUAUUACGGAGGACACGAAAAUUGUAUUUCGAUCUUCAACAUCAAUGGUAUAUCUCUUCAUUCAAAUGUCUUCAGAAAUGUGGGAUUUUGAUAUACAUGGUGACUUGUAUUUUGAGAAGGCUGUUAAUGGCUUUCUUGCAGAUCUUUUUGCUAAAUGGAAAAAAAAUGGCAGCAAUCAUGAAGUAACAAUUGUACUUUUUUCAAGAACAUUCUACAAAGCAAAAACAUUAGAAGAAUUCCCACAACAUAUGAAAGAGUGUUUACAAAAGGAUUAUAGAGGCAGAUUCUAUGAAGAUUUUUACAGAGUUGCAGUUCAGAAUGAGAGAUAUGAAGACUGGUCAAAUGUGCUGUUGCAAUUAAGACGGUUGUUUACUGAUUAUCAAAAAAUUGUUUUGCAAUAUCAUGAGAGGCCGAACAUGGAAAUACCAACAGCAAUCAACUCCACUGCAGCACAGGGAAAUUUUCUUGAAGUGCUCAAUAUGAGUUUGAAUGUGUUUGAAAAACAUUAUCUAGAUAGAUGUUUUGACCGUACCGGCCAACUUAGUGUAGUAAUAACGCCAGGAGUCGGCGUCUUUGAAGUUGACAGAGAGUUGACUAACGUCACGAAGCAGAGGAUCAUAGACAACGGAGUGGGGAGUGACCUCGUGUGUGUGGGAGAACAACCUCUCCACGCUGUACCAUUGCUAAAGUUCCAUAACAAAGACAGCAAUCUAAACUCCAUAGACGAUUACUCUAUGCCACAUUGGAUAAACUUGUCGUUUUAUUCAACAAAUAAAAAAGUUGCCUACUCAAAUUUUAUUCCAAGAAUCAAAUUGCCCCCAAGGAAAAGUCAGGAGCCCUUGAAGAAAAUGUACGAGGACGAAUAUAGAGGGAAAUUGUUAAAAGAGGAUGAUUAUAUGCAUAAUUCUAUAUUUGAUUACGACGCGUACGACGCGCAAGUUUUUCAAUUACCACCAGCGCAUAGUACAUGUGUGCAAAGAAUUUCACGUACAAAGAAAACAUCUAUGGCCGGCUUGGAAAGUAUAAGCAGGAGAAGUCCACCGACCACUGCAAUACAUCAUAGAAAAAUGUCAGAUCCUGAUAUUCAUCACAGCCUUGGCUCGGAUAUAUUGACAAGUUGUAAUAAAUACAACUCGAACGAGGCGUCGAGCGACGUGCCAGACGCGGCCACGCCGGCUUGCCGGGCGGCGCGCGGCGCGGCGCCCGGCAAGCCGGUGAUGCGCACGGGCCGCGCGCUCAUCAACCCCUUCGACCCCUCGCACGUCACCGUCAAGCUCACCAGCAACAGGCGACGGUGGACACAUAUAUUUCCUAAAGGUCCAACAGGAGUUUUAAUUCAGCAACAUCACUACCAAGCGCGGCCCGCGGGAGAGCCCGCCUCGAAGGUGGAACAUCGCGAAAACAAUAUAAAUAAAGAUAAUGGCUCCAUUAAUAACAAUCACUCUGUGUACCAAGUGGAUGAUAUGUCGCUUUUAGGCAACAUAAUGAGCCGCAAGCGCAUGGUGAGCGUGUCGGGCGCGCUGCCCGCCGCCACCAACAACGCGUCGCUGGCGCUGCUGUGGGGCGCCACCGGCGAGCAGGAGUGGACGCCCGCGCUCACCACCGGAGUGGACUGGAAAUCAUUGACAAUCCCGGCGUGUCUUCCUAUCACUACUGAUUAUUUUCCCGACAAGAGGUCUCUUCAGAACGAUUAUCUCGUGUCGGACUACAAUUUGUUGCCCGAUGACGUGAAUGCAGACUUCGCACAAAAUAGGGCCAUAUAUAAGGAACCACUAACGACAAUGGAAGUGUUUAAAGAAUUAGUCUCUCAAAGGUUGGCUCAGGGUUUCCAAUUAAUAGUCGGUGUAAAUGAAAGUGAAGUGAUAGAGUCCCACUGUCCCUCGACACACGCGCCGCCGUCCAAGGUGGCGCCGCAGAGCAGUGCGGCGGCCAACGCUGCCACCAAGCGCUACCUGCUCUCUAUCGGACGCAUCUUCCACAAGCUCACCUUGGUCGGCUCUACCAUCACCGUCACUAGAUAUAGACCUAGACAUCCAUAUCCACCUUUCAACAUCCACUACAGAUAUCGUUUCCAUGCACCCUACCAUGACACUUACGAGGUGUCCUGGGUGUCUUUUACUACAGAGAAGUUGGAAAAUUACAACUGGAAUUACAUGGAUCAUUAUAUUUGUACACGAGGAGACACAGAUUUUUCUCUUGUAGAGGCACUUAAAUACUGGCGUUUCCGAACCCUGCUGUUGCCGCUGUCCAACCCGGCGACCAAGAUGAUCCUCGAGGACGACUCGACCCACUGCGACAUCUACCCCACGCCCACGCGCCAGGACCUGGACAACCUCACCGAAGGGUUCCUUAAAAUGACUGAGUCAUAUUUCAAUAAGGUCAAAAGACCAAACAAACAGAGGGUAGCUAUGGUAGGGCCGGAGUCGCUUAGGACAGGACUGCUGCAGGUGGCGGGCGGCGCGGCGGCGGAGGCGCUCACGCGGCGGCGCCACUCCACCUCCAACGUCGGCCGGCACGCGCAGCAGGGCGGGGUGUCCAGCUCUCCGUUCAGAGAGCGCGUCGGCAGCACGCGGCUCCCCGACCGCCCGCGGCUUCGGAUCGAAGCUAUAAACGCGGCGAAGACCGUUUUAGAGCGCUCACAAUCUCAAUCUGGUGAAUGCGAUGAUACCUACGAUGAUGGUGUAAUCGAACCCAAGUUAAAAGCGAAUGCGACGCUGACAGAGGUCGUAGAGCGAAUGCGUCACCCGAGCCUCGGGGUAGGUUUUCUGCAACAAACAGUGAGCUUGCCCUCGCACACGUUCGUCUCCAUCUACGCGAUACACUGGCUUCAAGCUAAUAUGGAAAAUAUUACAUAUGAAAAAGCAACCAACAUUAUGGAGAAACUUCUCCAAGAAAAGAUGAUAAGUCAUGCUUCUGGAGAUACAUUAAAACGUUACAUCGUCGGCUAUUACAUGUUUCAUAUUCUCCCACAGAAAAAAGAAAAAGAACUAGGAGAAUACGUGAAGCCGUUAGGUGAUCUCCAGAGCUUCGAGAACGAAUGGAUGGAAGUGGAAGUACUGGGGCCGAGGUCACCGCUGCUCACUUCGGAAAGUGCCGUCGGUGCGAUAGACAUAUCCGGCAGCAGCCCCGCCGCCGCCGCCGCCGGCGACUCCGGCAUGCCGGCCUUCCUCUGCGAUAAUAUAGACCCCAACUAUCUGCAGCUCGGCAGUGAUGACUUACCAUUAUAUAAGAAUACGCACUUAGACAUCGAUGUCAACAACAAAAGUGAUCGUAUAGAGUGGGGCCACGCGCGCUACCAGGCCACGUUCAGACCCGACCAGGCCUACGAGAUGUGCAUACAGUGGGCCAUUGCUAGUGGAAAUAUUGUCGCUGAAUUAAUAGUCGGUUGGGCCCGCAAAGCGCAGAGCUGCCGGCUGCAGAUGGUGCCCAUCCCGGCGGACCCGCUCGCUUUGCCCUUCACCGUCAAGUCGGAUCCUUUGCGAGGACCCAUCUAUAUACCUCUCAAUGAAGAGCCGUUGUUGGGAGGAAAACUCGCCUUGUUCGAAGGUUUUCCAGAAGAGACAUGGCUUGAGCGUCUCUUCUUGUUCCAAGAAGCGAUAGUUGAACGUUUCGGCUUCAUAAAGUGUACAGUAGAAAGUACGUCGCACGCGGCCGGCGUCGGCGACCACCUGUACGUGCACGUCACCGGCAACAUGUUCAUUCUCAUCCCCACUACCGUGAAGGCCGAGCUUAAGGGCUUGAGGUGCAAGCCAGUUAACAAACCGGUAAACGCUAGCAGGUAUCCUGUUCCUUUUGAAGCAGCUCCAAGUCCUCAUGAAGGCUACAUAACACGUCAUGUCAGUGGGAAAAAUAAAGACGAUUAUGAUAAUAAUCGAAGGAUGGGUUUUCUGUGGUCCUGGAAUCACAUGAUAUCAAAAAAAUGGAAAUGGUCUCAAACUCCAGCUACAGGAGACGAAGGUUUUCAAAUGAGAAUGCUACGCGAUUUUAAACAUUUCUGCGCAAAUCACGAACAGAGAUUGAGUCAAUUCUGGGAUCAAUGUUGGGAGCUACGUGAAAAAGCAAAGGGAAUAAAAUGUUUU